This is a messenger RNA of Neurospora crassa OR74A, 674 nucleotides long. RefSeq lists its product as hypothetical. NCBI's taxonomy places the organism in Eukaryota, Fungi, Ascomycota, Sordariomycetes, Sordariales, Sordariaceae. The transcript is spliced from 3 exons. The coding region runs from base 45 to 551 and encodes 168 amino acids. The record is from RefSeq and is a predicted model, not a curated record.
CUCACCUCUCCAAUACAACAUCAAGCCCUUCAACUUUCACAGCCAUGCCUUCGCCUAGCGCCAUCCUCCGACUGGCUUCUUUUGCCAUUCUCCCACUUGCCGUCCUUGGCCGCACUGUCAGACCUUAUAUGCUACCAAGGGACGCCAACACUACCUCUGAUGGAUUGAUCCACCCCAAGCAAUUGACAUUCAGCGUCAAUUGCUCGAUUUCCGAUCACUAUGGCCAUGGCAACGGUGUGCUGGAGGGUUUUCAUUACCUCAUGAGUCGGGGCGGGAUGCCGGGGAACAAGCCUGGGAGUUGCGGCCGGAUUAGCUGCUCUCACGACACUGGAAUUCAUUGGUGCAACGAAGACAAGACCAAGCGCAAAGAACUUGAAUCCUACCAAGUAAUCGCGCGUGCUGUCAUGGAGAUCUUCCAACAAAAGCCCUGUUGGCAGAACUUCGACGAUGAUGACUUUAUGGGUGCCGGGAUUAAGGGGAAGGCUUUGGUUGAUGGUGAAGACUGGAGUGUUUGGGUGUCCCAUGAAGACUGUUCGGCGGCGUCGGUGUGAAGGGAACUAAUGUGAUGUCGGCUGCAAAGGUGCGUGUGUGCCGAGGGUGGCGGGGAUGCUAGAAUUGCCAUCCGAAGGGAAAUCAAACAGGAUAUAGCUUGGGAGUAGCAUUCAUUAAGAGGA